This is a messenger RNA of Musca domestica (house fly), 1073 nucleotides long. Its product is annotated as fibrinogen-like protein 1. Bases 83 to 934 code for a protein of 283 amino acids. Lineage: Eukaryota; Metazoa; Arthropoda; Insecta; Diptera; Muscidae. The record is from RefSeq and is a predicted model, not a curated record. The transcript is spliced from 4 exons.
CUGCAUAUAAGUACCCUAAUAUACUUUGAAGAGGUUUAGUAAGAUUUCGAACGUAAACUGUACAACAAGAUUAGAAGACAUAAUGAGAUUCCGGUGGAUAUUCUUGAUUCUGGUUGUUGGACUGCAUUAUGCCAAGGCUCAGGACCCCAUACCUGAAGACAAUGAUGCCGAACUGUGGAGGGUACUCUAUUCAAAACUCAAUAGACUUCUGGAUGAAACGAACUCUCUUAGUCAACUCAUGCAGGAGAUGAGAGAAAAGCAAUCUCACCAGGGCCACGAAAUAUCCAAUAUAUUCAAGCACAUCAAAAGGGAGAGAAAAUGUCCAGCGGCACAAGUGGUGGAAAAACGAGUAACCGCACAGCCAGCACGAGAAUCCGCUGCCUCAUCCUCGGUCACAGCAUCGCCGCCCCGGCAUGAAUGGACAGUAGUUUUACGUCGUCAAGAUGGCUCCGAAAAUUUCCAACGUAAUUGGGAUGACUAUCGCAAUGGUUUUGGCAAUCCCGAGGGUGAAUUCUUUUUGGGCCUGGAAAGACUGCACACCAUAACCACCUAUGAGGGAGCGCAUGAAUUGCUGGUCACGCUGCGUGACUGGGAGUAUGAGGAGCGUUAUGCCCGCUAUGAUCACUUUCAGAUUGGCAGUGAAUCGGAGGAAUAUGCCCUCAAGGAAUUGGGCGAGUAUUCUGGGACAGCCGGUGAUGCCUUGGCCUAUCACAAGGGCAUGAAAUUCUCCACACUGGAUCAUUCCAAUUCGGGUAUGUGUCCACGCAACUAUGGUGGCGGCUGGUGGUUUAAUCAAUGUGUGGAUAGCAAUUUGAAUUCGGUGUACAGGACACAGGGUGAAUGCUUUGAGAUGCCGAAAAUACUAUGGUCCACAUGGAAGGGUUUUAAUUAUUCGAUGAAAUUUGUUGAAAUGAAAAUACGUCCAAGGACCUAAACAGAGCACGAAUUUGAUUUUAAUUUUUAUUCUUAAAAAAGUGUAUUUAUAUAUAUUUAUAUAGUAUAUAUAUUAUAUAUGUUACAAAAAUCCGUCAUCAAGACAUUUUAGCACUUAACACAACAAGCAGGAAAUACAC